AUGCAUACAUAUUUAACAAUCAUUUCUUUUAUUUUAUUUAUCUAUGUAAUAUCAGGUAGACCAAAUUUAUUAUCAUCAUCUGAAGAUGAUAGUAAUGAAAUACAAUUACCAACCAAUCUUCGUAAUUUGAAUCGACUUUUAUUUAUAUCUCGUUUACGUACAUUUUUAAAUGAUAAUAAUGAAGAUAAAGAAACUAUUGUUCGACAUAAAUCGGAUGAUGAUGAUCAACAAACAAAACCUGAAAUAAUCGAUGAUAAAUCAAGUUCAGAAGAUGAUACAAAUGAAAUCGAUCAUAAAAAUGUGCCAGUGAAGAAUAUCAAAGAAGAAGUACAUUCUGUGAAAGACAAAAAUGCAAAAGACAUUGAUUGA
Rotaria sordida is the source of this 369-nucleotide messenger RNA. Lineage: Eukaryota; Metazoa; Rotifera; Eurotatoria; Philodinida; Philodinidae. The record is from the annotation of a GenBank genome assembly.